AUGUACGUCGGGUCUAACGCUGCUCUCCUUUUCCUUUUCAGCGAACAGAGCAUUUGUCAGGCGCGGGCGUCCGUCAUGAUCUACGAUGACACCAGCAAGAAGUGGGUGCCUAUCAAACCUGGGCAGCAGGGGUUCAGCCGAAUCAACAUCUACCACAACACUGCCAACAACACCUUCCGAGUAGUCGGAGUCAAGCUUCAAGAUCAACAAGUAGUCAUAAACUAUUCACUUGUGAAAGGCCUGAAAUACAACCAGGCCACGCCAACCUUUCACCAAUGGAGAGACGCCCGCCAGGUGUACGGCCUCAACUUCGCCAGCAAGGAAGAGGCUACCGCGUUCUCCAACGCCAUGCUGUUCGCCCUCAAUAUCAUGAAUUCUCAAGACGGAGAGUCCAGAUGUAGCGUAAAGGCUUUGACACACUGCACGCGAAGCAGCGUGAAGCGGCGGCGCGCAGCCUUCGCGAGCAGUGUGUCAUGUAAUUUUCUCCUCGGCACGUCGGCUUGCGAGAGCCCGCAUAGCUGA
Nanorana parkeri is the source of this 522-nucleotide messenger RNA. RefSeq names its product ena/VASP-like protein. Gene Ontology annotation, molecular function: profilin binding; SH3 domain binding. NCBI's taxonomy places the organism in Eukaryota, Metazoa, Chordata, Amphibia, Anura, Dicroglossidae. Bases 1 to 522 code for a protein of 173 amino acids. The transcript has 3 exons. The record is from RefSeq and is a predicted model, not a curated record. Gene Ontology annotation, biological process: positive regulation of actin filament polymerization; actin polymerization or depolymerization.